Molecule: messenger RNA, 1660 nt
Organism: Prorocentrum cordatum
Lineage: Eukaryota; Dinophyceae; Prorocentrales; Prorocentraceae
Source: the annotation of a GenBank genome assembly
CUGCUGCUCGGAAGUCGCCAUUGGCGAGUGGUCGGCGAUCCUAUCGAAGAUGCGCUGGUGCCCUGACCGCCGCACUUGCUCGCACAGGUGGUCUGCGACGUGUUUCUGGUCUCGACCGUGCCUUUUCUUCCGCCCGGCAACGAUGACACUAUGAUUCCAGAGCGCUGUAGAUCACCACAGCGAGGCUGCGCCACCGCGUGUAACGGAGGAGCGUCUGGCAAGCAAGCGAGGAAAACGCCAGAGUGAAAAGGAUCGGAAGGAGAAGAAGGAACAGCAAGGAACAAGCAAAGGUAGCGCACAGCUCGCGCAUGCGUCAGCGACCCCAGACUUCGCCGGAGACACCUACAAAAUUGUCCCACUCGGGCGUGUGAAGAGGGGGAGCCCGCGCGCGCGUACACCUACAAGGCAUUGCCAGCGGCACUCACACAUUGGUUCCUCACGGGCAAGACAAAAAACAAAGGAGGGGAAAAGAGGGGGAAGGAGCCAACAGAGCGAAAGAGGAAGAGACGGCAGAGGACAAGGGAAGAAAAGGACGACAGAACACAACAGGCAGCGAAAACACGAAAGCAGGCCGAUGAGACGAAGUCACAGGUAGAAGUAGAAGUGGAGGAGCCGGUAGCGGAAGUCCUUCUUGUGAUAGCCGUUCCCGAAGAGGAUGGAAGCCGAUGGAUGGUUGGAGACGGGUACAAGUGUACCGGUACUUCCAAUGGCCCUCCUGCACAACGUCCCGCUCCAGGGUCGUGCGCCGAAUUUGGCCGUGGACGGGGAGGGAGUCGGCGAGCUGGUGCGUGCGGAAGUCGGCGAGCUGGACGGCCCGGGAGUCGGCGAUCUGGUCGGCACGGGGGUCGGCGAGCUGGACCGCGCCGGAGUCGGUGAGCUGGGCAGUGCGGGAGUCGGCGACCUGGUCGGCAUGAGAGUCGGUGAUGUGGUCGACGCUGGAGUCGGCGAAUUGGUCGGUGCGGGAUUCGGUGAGCGGAGCGAUGCUGGAAUCGGUGACCUGGUCGGCAAAGGAGCCAGCGAGCUGGUCGGCGCGGCAGCCGCCCCUGGAUAGCGACUUCGAGAGCUGGUCUGUGCGGGAGUCGGCGAUCUGGUCGGCGCGGGAGUCGGCGAACUGGCUGGUACUGGAGUCGGUGAGCGGGACGGCGAGGGAGGCGGUUGCAUUUGAAACCACCUUUUUUCCUCACCUCGUCCUCCCCUCGGGAGCCAGAGUCUGGUGUCAAUUUGUUGGUUUGAGGCGUCUUGGUGUCAGAUUGUUGGUUCCGGGGCCGAGGCGUCUUGGUGUCGAUGAGUUGGUCGGCGCGGGAGCCGGGAGGCUGGUCGAUGAAGGAGCAGGCCGCGAACCGGUCGGUGCGGGAGUCGGCAAGCUGGUCGGCGAGGGAGUCGGCGAGCUGGCCGGCGCGGGAGUCAGUGACCUGGUCGGCGAGGGAGCCGCCAAGCUGGUCGGUGCGGCAGGUCCCGAUCUGGUCGGUGCCGGAGUCAACGAGCUGGUCGCCGCGGGAGUCGGUGAGCUGAUCGGCGUGGGAGCCGCCCAGUUGUUCAGCGCGGCAGCCGGUGAGCUGGUCGAUGCGGGAGUCGGCGAGCCACUCGGCGCCGGAGUCAUCGAGCUGUUCGACCUGGUCGGUGCGGGAUCGGUGAUAUGGUCGGCGAGGGAGUCGGCGAG